AUGCAGUGCGUUUGUAACGACCAGCUCAACAUCCAGCUGAAAGGUGUGCUUUGCAUCAAGCACAUCGCCGCGGAGGAUGUCACCUUCCAAAACUACCUCCUCUCGUGUCCUGGAGCGCGGCCGCCAGCUGUUUCGGACGGCGAGGGCGAAGCUUUGAAGAUCAUGGAUGACAUUGCCGCCCCUCCAAUCGUACCUCAGGCCCGUGCCAUCGAGCCGCAGGAGGUACGAACGGUCCGCGACGCCACCAAGUCGGCGCUGGAGGCCAUUCGAACACCUCACAGCGUGGAGAAGUCCACGGCAGGUGCAUCUUUGAAGGCAAGAUGCCAGGGCUUUGGCAAUUUUGAGCCGCCACCGGAGGAGGAGCCCACGAAGAAAGCCGGGGUGGCCGGUCAGGCCGCGGAGUUUGUGGCCGAUUCCAUUGGUGACAUGGUCGAUGACUUCAAAGAGAAGGGUGCGGUGGGCGCUCUGAAGGAUGCUACUAUUGAUGCCCUGGACCUGGUCUUGGAUGGUGUGGACACCAUCUGGGGCUGGGUGGCCGGUUCAAAGGAGGCCGUCCGCGUUCGUCCGCGUGCGUCCGACGGCCGUACUCAAGAUAGGUGCGAAGAGCCCUUUGGAAUAUUCUGCAGCCCUGUUCGUUAG
Messenger RNA from Durusdinium trenchii, 639 nucleotides. The record is from the annotation of a GenBank genome assembly. NCBI's taxonomy places the organism in Eukaryota, Dinophyceae, Suessiales, Symbiodiniaceae.